AUGGACCACAUCGAUCAGCAAUAUGAUGAACUACUAAAGUUGUCCGAGGCUCGCCGCGCCCAUCUCGAGGACGCGAUCAAACUCUAUAGCUUCUUCGCCGAGUGCGAUGAUUUCGACAAGUGGAUCAAGAAGGAAAAGAUGCUGCGCUCUGACGACCCUGAGGAUAGCGUGGACAAGGCCAAGAGGAAGUAUGAGAAACUGGUGACGGACCUGUCGGCCGCAUCGAAGCGGCUGGAGCGCAUCGACGCUGCUGCUGAGGAGUUGGCAGCAGCGAAGCACGGGCAAGCAGCGGGAGCUGCUGCGCGUCGCCAACAGCUGCGCCAGCAGUGGGAGCGCCUGCUGCAACUCAAGCACCAGACUGAGACACACCUGGAGGGCGCCUCCAGCGUGGAGCUGUUCCAACGCACUUGCGACGAGGCGCUGGACUGGAUGGCAGAGAAGGAGCAGCAGCUGGCAGGCGUGGCCGCGCCCGCCACGGACCUGCGCACGGUGCGCGCGCUGCAGCGCCGCCACGCGCAGCUGGAGCGCGCGCUGGAGCCGCUGCGCGACAAGGUCAACACCGUCGCGUUGCUCGCCGACUCCGUGAAGUCCCAGUAUCCGAGCGAGCGUGGCAACGUGGUGUCCAGGCAGCAGCAGAUAGAGAAGGCGUGGCAGCGCUGCCAGGCGCAAGCAGCUGAACGUCGCAGUCGCCUGGAGAGCGCCGUCGGGCACCAGGUGUUCGGCAGCAGCAGCGCCCAGCUGCAGGACUGGCUGCAGAAAGUACGUGAGCAGCUCUCCCAGGAGGUGAGCGCGAAGGACGUGGCCACCGCCGAGGCACUCCACAAGCAACACAAAGAACUACGAGAUGACAUCAAGGCCCAUGACGACGAAAUGGAAGGAGAAGGACGCGUUCCUGAAGCAGUGCGUUCAGCUGCAGAGCUUCAACCGCGAGGCGGACCAGAUCGACGCCUCCAGCGGGGCCCACGAGGCGUUCCUCGAGUAUAA
Molecule: messenger RNA, 984 nt
Organism: Parnassius mnemosyne (clouded apollo)
Lineage: Eukaryota; Metazoa; Arthropoda; Insecta; Lepidoptera; Papilionidae
Source: the annotation of a GenBank genome assembly